Messenger RNA from Penicillium macrosclerotiorum, 819 nucleotides. RefSeq names its product putative transcription factor RfeG. The coding region runs from base 1 to 819 and encodes 272 amino acids. NCBI's taxonomy places the organism in Eukaryota, Fungi, Ascomycota, Eurotiomycetes, Eurotiales, Aspergillaceae. The record is from RefSeq and is a predicted model, not a curated record. The transcript has 3 exons.
AUGACAGGCCGUCAAAAUGAAUACUUUAUCCCGGGCGACGGAAUCAGCCGAGAAGUGAUCCAAGCAGAUAUCUGCCGCUAUCUGGGAAAUGAUGCCCUCGUGAGACCUGGCAGCCAUGGUGGCCGCCCAGGUUUCUUCAUCCGUGCCUAUCGGAAUCUCACAUCUGAGAUGAUUGCUGAUUUAAAAGCUGACUCUGCCCGCUGGGAGGCGGAUGUAUCGCGUCGGGCUGACCUAGGCUAUCCCCGAGGUAGUUACAUUCAAGAUGUGAACUUAUCUCACACACCUAACACUGUCCCAGCGAACUAUGCCACAUCGGCCAUUCAUGAGGUUCGCCAGCAACAGGGGCCUUCCCCUCCUACAUUUAGUGCCGCACCGGCGCCGCAACCUUACAUGGACCCGUAUUCCCAGAGUCAAUACAGUGGAUCCCAAAAUGCUCCCUACAACAACCCUUCUUCCUACAGUUCGACUCACUCGCCUUAUGGAUCAACCCAGGCUCCUUACCCUCCGCCUCAGGUCACUUAUUCUGGUUCCCAACCCGUUGUAACGACGGCGGAUAUGCACCCCUCUUCCUAUACCUACUCGGCCUCCGGCUACGGUUACGAGGGUAGUGGCAGCCGAAAUGCUCCCAGGUAUCCGGGACCAGGUUAUGAUGCCGAGUCGGACUAUUCCCCUGUGACUUCCGGGAUGGCCUACCCGGCUACCACUGCUCCGGAUCCCCGGAUAGGAGGUGGAGGAAUGGAAGCCAGAUAUACUCCGGAAUACGAGCGCAGUAGACCGCAACAAACUACCCGGGAACGGGACCCUCAUCGCCGGCGGUAA